GACGUCAGAUGCGCGCGUGGCUCCGGCUGCGCAGGAACAGCUGGUGCCUCGGGAGGCGACGAGUGAGCGGGCGAGCGGGCGGGCGGGCGGGCGUGGGGUGCUGGUGGCCGGCUGGGCCACGCUGCGGGAGCCGCCGCCGCCACCGCCGCCGCCUUGCACCAUUGCACCAUGUCCGGGCAGCUGGAGCGUUGCGAGCGCGAGUGGCAUGAGCUGGAGGGAGAAUUUCAGGAGCUGCAGGAGACACACAGGAUCUACAAGCAGAAGCUGGAGGAGCUGACCGCGCUCCAGACGCUCUGCAGCGCCUCCAUCAGCAAGCAGAAGCGGCACCUCAAGGACCUGAAGCGUGCACUCCAGAGGUACAAGCGCCAUUCCAGUCAAGAGGAGGCGGAGCUCAUUCAGCAGAUAGGCGCCAACAUCAAGGAGCGGCAGAAUGUCUUCUUCGACAUGGAGGCCUACCUGCCGAAGAAGAAUGGGCUCUACUUGAAUCUGGUUCUUGGCAAUGUGAAUGUGACUCUCCUCAGCAACCAGGCCAAGUUUGCGUACAAGGACGAGUAUGAGAAGUUUAAGCUCUACCUGACCAUAAUCCUGCUUCUGGGAGCUGUGGCAUGUCGCUUCUUCCUUCACUACAGGGUGACAGAUGAAGUCUUCAACUUCCUGCUGGUGUGGUACUACUGCACCUUGACCAUUCGGGAGAGCAUUCUCAUCAGCAAUGGCUCCAGGAUCAAAGGCUGGUGGGUGUCCCACCAUUACGUCUCCACGUUCCUGUCUGGAGUGAUGCUGACGUGGCCUAAUGGACUCAUUUAUCAGAAGUUUCGAAAUCAGUUUUUAGCCUUCUCCAUUUUUCAGAGCUGUGUUCAGUUCCUACAGUACUAUUACCAGAGGGGCUGCCUCUACAGAUUGCGGGCCCUGGGGGAGAGGAACCACCUGGACCUCACGGUGGAAGGGUUCCAGUCUUGGAUGUGGCGGGGCCUCACCUUUCUCCUGCCUUUCCUUUUCUGUGGCCAUUUCUGGCAACUCUACAAUGCCGUCACGUUGUUUGAGCUCUCCAGCCAGGAGGAAUGCAAAGAAUGGCAGGUAUUUGUGCUGGCACUCACCUUCCUCAUCCUCUUCCUCGGCAAUUUCCUGACCACACUCAAAGUCGUGCACACCAAACUCCAGAAGAACAGAAGCAAGACAAAGCAGCCAUGAGCCUCCGGACUCGUGGGCCUGGGGUCUUGGGACUUGAGAAGGACUGCGGGAGAUUGCAGUCAGCAGCCCAGCUGCCCAGCCGCCGGGCACUGGCAGCCGUGGGCAGCAGCAUCUCAGGGGCCGGCAGCAGCACCCGGAGCAGGACCAAGGCCCUGGUCCCUGGCCAGACGUGAGGAAUGUGAAGGCCGCCCGCCCGCCAGCGCACACAGUAUUGCCCUGCCCCAGCGCCCUAUUUAUAACCUAUUUAACGCCGGGUCUCUCCCCCCACCUCCCUUCCCUGGAAUCUGCGGCCUUCCCUGCAGCUCUGGGUGAUGGCAGUGGCCACACCUGUGUCUGUCUUCCAGGGAGGGGCGAAAAGCCUCAGGGACCCCCCUUCCCGCUCCUUUCAUUUGAACCCCUCCCUGGGGUUUAGAUGUGCCUCACGGGGGUUGGCCUCAGCUGACCUGCUCCUUACUGUGGCCCAGGCACCCGGUGGAAUGAAACUUUCAGCAUCCUGUGGAGCCCCCCCCCUCCCCUGGGCCACCAUCUGUUGUAAGCGCCCCCCCAUACCCCCCACCCUCUGUGAUGAGGGAGUAUUUAAGUCCUCAGAGAACCUGCCUGUCUUGUCUCUUGCUUUGUGUCUCCUGAGUCGCCUGCCUGCUGGCCACUGGGGACAAGGGGCGCAACCUACUCGGGACCUAGAGUUCUCUUCCCCUCCGAGCAGGCGGCAGGGUUUUAAGGAUGGUCUCCACCAGAGGGCGCCCGGCCUCUGGGUUCUUUGCAAUCCAGUGGGCUCUUAAGGUUUUCUCACUAAUGCCCUUCCUUCACAAGCUUGCUGUGAGCCCUUAACCUGGUGUGACUGGAACUUAAGUCGUUAGGAGGUCAUUCAUCCCCUGCCUCUCCCCACCGCAGGCAGAGGGUCUUGUAUGUUUGGGAAGGGCUGUUGCGACCCCGUGAGAUCCAGGCAGCAGCCAGGGUGGAGGUGCAAACAGGUCCAGCUGAAUGUUCUGCCCCUUCCCACCCAUGGGCCUCAGCUGCCCGCUCAGACCCGACUUCACAGCUGGCGUCCUCGGACAUGCUUCAUUUGGUCCUCACAGGAGUUUUAAAUUCUUGAGUUCUGUGAUAAAAAACGAGAUCUCGCCUCUCCCACACUGAGAGUCCACCUAAGAAUCCAGAUUUCUGUUUACCUUACAAAAAUGGAAAGACCUGGCAACAUUCCCAAAGAGCAAGAUCAGGCACCUGCUCCUGUUUGCCUCAACCUGCCCCUCCCUCCAUCCCUGCCCUACCUCUGUCCUUGGUCUCCUGUCCUUGGGUCCCCUGGCCUGUCCUUCACAGGUACCCAGGACUGCCCCAGAUGAGGAGUCAGCAAACUUUUCCCAUUAAAGCCCAGAUGAUAGUAUUUUAGGCUUUGUGGGCUAGUCCUGUGGUAACUCCAGCCUACAGGUGUGGAGCAGAAACUGCCCUUGUCUAAUCGUGGCGGUUCAAUAAAACUUUAUUUACAAAAACA
Molecule: messenger RNA, 2674 nt
Organism: Peromyscus leucopus (white-footed mouse)
Lineage: Eukaryota; Metazoa; Chordata; Mammalia; Rodentia; Cricetidae
Gene: Tmem120b
Product: transmembrane protein 120B
Exons: 12
Coding region: 169-1188 (339 amino acids)
Biological process (GO): fat cell differentiation
Cellular component (GO): nuclear inner membrane
Source: RefSeq, a predicted model, not a curated record